GGAGGAUGUUCGGCGGGUACGGCCGUCGUGCGAUGUCUUUGCCUCACUUUCUCCUGCUAGCGCCGGGGCACGACGAGGCCGUUCACGUCACAGACUUCCUCGAGGUCUGGGCGAAAUCUGGUACCUCUGUCAGUGCCAUGGACGUCGGACCUGGAACAUCGAUCAGUGGUCCUGUUGGGUUCGCGGGAGGAGAGUGCUCUGAAAGGGAGAUGGGAGGUCAGGGCGGCCUGCCAGCUACGCCUCCUGAUCAAGAGGUGGGCAUGCCAGACGACUCGGAGGACGACCAUCCGCGUGCUCCUUUGAAACCGGGCUUGCAUGUAUCUCGCCGCCACGGUUUGCUUGGGGAGUCGACGCCACAUGGAGGCGGCGAUGGCGAACGGUUGCGACAGGGCUCAGAAUCGACGACUCCUCCGCCACGGUUUGAAACCGGGCUUGCAUGUAUCUCGACGCCACAAGGAUUGGUUCGUUCGUUCGUGGCAUGCAGGUGGCCGAGGUUUCGCCUGGAGAUCGAGCGGGUGGUCCGCAGGUUCGAGAGUGGGAACGUCGCCGGUGAGGAGGAGGUGUCCGAUCAAGGGCUGUUCGGUGAGAGAUCGGCUGAAAAAACUCAGUCGGGAGGCAAGCGCAACUUGCCGGAUGAGGAAGAGCGAGAGGGACUAGGUGCUCUGAAAAGGCAGAGAAAGGCAGGAGGGAGUGCUCGGACGCCAACAACACGAGAGGGCGGUUCCGUUGAGAAGAGGAAAAGGGUUGGAGGUGGGGAUGAAACGCUAAAAGACUUGUCGACACAACGAAGAACCGGUGAGUCUUCUGAGAAAAGGGCAAAAUCAUCGAGGGGGAAGAAAGCAGACGAGGGCGACAGCGGGGAGGGGGAUGAUGACCUGGAGAUUAACCUCAACGCCUUUAACCUCAAUAAUGCGUUCUUCCUCGAGAUGCAGACAGGGGUGCAGAAGGACGUCGUGUUGCACAUCCACCCCGAAAGAAUUUUAGCUAUUCCAGACUGGGAAGACGCGUACAACCACCGAUCCUUGGAUGAGUUCCUCGUUGAUACCAUCGCGUCGGCUAUGAUCGAUUGCUACGAAAGUAAAGACAUGAGAUACACGAAGCCCAUUUUCGUUCUCGCUCCGAAUGUCGCGCCUCCAGAGAACGGCGAGCCUGCUGUGCGCGUGCUGGAGAAAACUUUCUACAUCAAAGUUUCGGAGCCGGAUGUCCACUGCUGGAAGGAAUUGGUGGACUUGACGGACCGCGAGAAGAAAAGGCUGUUGAACGGCGUCUUGAACCUUAACGUCGUGUGGGUUCAAACGAGUAGCAAAAAGUUGGCCGAGCAGGGGAAGUUCAGUGUCAAGGAGAUGGUCGACAUAAUAAAAAUGGACCGGAUUAUGCUGAGGAUGUGGAACUACGUGGAGUUCGAGUACGAGAAAAUGGAUAAGCGGGAGGGGAAUGCCAACUCCACGUUCUUCAGGUCCAAGAAGCAACUGUUCGAAGAGUUCAAGGACAGAGGUCUCGACGACAAGCUUUGGAACGAGAGCAGAAAAUUUUUCACGGACACCACUUACGUCAACAAGUGCCCUCAGUUUCUCAGGUGUCAUCACGACAACAACAUCAAGAGAACGGCGACCCUCGUCAACGACCAGCAUUUCCCGGCGGAGUGGAAGCGUGUCGUCCUUUCGGUGGUGUGGAGUCUGCUUCAGCAGGGAAGGCACGUCUUGGCCGUGGAUGGGGACACAACGCAGCUCGAAUACACCGUGCAGUAUGUCACCCAUGAAGUGUCGUCCAAGCCUCACCCAUGUGAUUUCCACCAUGUCGUGGUCGAGCCCGUUUAUGAACCGAACAAGGACAUGUUCUUCAAGUUGACUCCGAAGAAAAGGCCCCAGGUCUACUCCUUCCUUUACGGCGAACAACCAAGGUUGAGAUUUGACCCGCAGUACGUGGUGCGGAAGGAAGUCGCCAUUGCAGUCCUCCAGGGCUACCACGGAGCGAGCUGGGCCGGCGCUGUGAGGUUCAUUAAGAGGCUGGAAUAUGUCUUUUUUAACGAGGAUGUUGUCGAUCCGGCCGACUUCGCUUUGGAUAAGUACAAGCUGGCAUUCGGUGAGGAGGACGACUUCAAUAUCGAGACUGAGCAGGAGGAGAGCGUUGAGGACGACCUCUUCGAUUUGGACGGGCAAUUGGCCAUCUUCAACGCCCAAGUUUUUGAGUCGCCGUCAAUAUGCAAACCGGGGACACCUCUCGCUACACCUACCUCGGGCAGUCCCACGCCCGUGUCCUCCUCAACGCCUGUCAAGAGGGGUGGGUUGUCCCGUCUGAGGAGUUCGCCGGGGGAGCCUAUUCGUCUCACGCCGCAGCCCGAACGUCUUCGACCCGGCCAUCCAGUUCCUCCRGACCAUCCRCAUCUCAAGGCUCCUGCGACUCCCUUCCACAUGGGCGACAAACACACCUUCUCCACARCCRAAGAUUGGGGCCAUGAUAUCGUGUGGCACCCAGACCAUUUCCAGCUAGUCCUUCUCGACGGCGAAUGGGCAGUGGCUGUGAGGGACGUAAGUGGAGGGUGGAUAUAUGACGAUCAUUGGGACCUCGAGACAUUCGAAUCUCGCGCCUACGAUGCGGUAUUGGAGAGAUUAAGUGAGGUCAAUCGACGAAGUAAGGACGACCCUGCUCUUCGCGAAUACGGGGACACGUUGUUCGAGUUCUUGCAGUCAAAUAAAUGGCUGGAAGUGUCCUCCGCAUUCUACGCCCUUUCGUCAAGCCCGUCAAUUAAGCAAGUGAGUUGGGAGCUGCCUGGGGUCACCCCACCGGCAGGAGUUGUGAAGCGCAAGUCUCGCGGAAAGGACGGCAACGGGGAUGGUGAAGGCGGCGGGCAACGAGGUACCGGAGGUGGAAGUGAACAGCGUUCGACGAAACAGCGGUCUCCCGGGCACGCAGGCGGCGGAGAGGGGAAAAAGGGCAGCCGGGAGAAGAAGAAGCCUCGCAGCGGAGAGAAGACAAAGCAUCACAGAGGAGAUGGGCAGGGGGCCGAUGUCGACCGUGACGAGGACUGUGGGGUUCUGGCGGUAACAGGCAGCACCUCAAUGGAGACGGGGAAUGACUUGAGGCCUGGGUGUAUUAAGCGGCCUGGCGAGCAGGACCCUGUGAUUAGCUCCACCAGCGAAACACAGUUUGUCGAUGCGGUUGGCGGGGCGGGUGUCGCAAAGCAUGGAACAUGCUUCGCUCAACUCCAAAAACGGUUGGUGGAUUGUCUCGGAUCAAUCCGAACCUCGGAGACGACCUCGUUAUCCGGAACUCAAUGCCUUCCGGGAAGCGAGACGACAACAUACCACGGAUCUGGCAGCGACAAGCUGGAACUGUGUUCCGUUUCACCUCAAAAGGAAUUUCGGAUUAAUCCGAACCGCGAAGGCCAUGCCAUCGAGGGAGCACAGUUGUCUACAGAACUCGAACGAGUGGUCCGGGUUUCCGAAAACCCUGGCGACGGAAUUCGGAUUCAUCCGAACCAGGAAGCCGUGUCUGCCAUGACAGACGAUCGGUGUCAGGAUGCAGUAAUGCUGUGCGUGGAAGCCCACAAGGAGCUGCAGGCGGACUAUCGGACUGAGGGUGAGUUGGCGACCAGUUCCAAUGUUGAGCCCAACAGACUCGGAGCCGAGUUGGCAGUCGUAAGUGACUCCCCGGUGAAAGCGAUCAUGUCGGCGUCAUUGGAAACUGCGGGGGCUGGGAUGAAGCCGAACCAGGGCCCUGUGAACAUCUCCCUCCCUGAUGGAUCUUUGGAGACGAUCGUGAUUCGGAUUCAUCCGAGGCACACGGACGAAGGACUUCAACUGGCAGGCGUUGAGGGUUGUCGACUACUGACGACUUUUUACAAGGACAAUUCCGCCGACGACCGGAUUGAUCCGACACUCAUGGACGUCGGGAUGGAGCAGCCAGUUCAGUCGGGAUACGACGAUCCCUUGUACUCCGCCCUUCACAACGAGGCGACGGGGGAGGACGAUCUGAAGAAGGCCUCUGACGCUGUUGGAGAUAAAUUUCUCUAUUUGAGUGACGACGACAAAGACACAGCGUACAGGGACAAGAAGUUAAGGGGGGGAGAGGUGUUGUUGGACAUCCAUGGGACAUUGAGCCCAACACAGCACGACACAGUGGCAAUGGAGAAAACACAACCUGCUGAUGUUGUGGACGUCGACGAUCUUUGUCCGGAGAUGAAUAUACCGUCGACGGUCAUCGAUGCCGACAUCUCGAGCCUGUCAAGUUUCCCUGUGGGUUUGGAGCAAGUCGUCGCCUCGUCGACGCGCGCAGGGGUGCCAAUCGUGCUGGGACUGCCGUCGGUGGGUUCUGGUGAAGUGGUAGCUAGGCCUGGUAAGCACUGACUUUCUUUGCUUUCUUCCCGCUCGUCAGCCCGUUCGUGAAGUGUUGUUUGCUUCGUCGAUUUCGGGGAGGUGUAUAGGCGGCCGCCAACUG
Chara braunii is the source of this 4437-nucleotide messenger RNA. Lineage: Eukaryota; Viridiplantae; Streptophyta; Charophyceae; Charales; Characeae. The record is from the annotation of a GenBank genome assembly.